UGUCUGGGUUUUAUGAACUGGCCAUUGCCAGAAAACCUUCUCUCUUCCCUCCAUUCGAAGCCCCUGAGAGUGGAGUGAGUGAGAGAGCAAAAAAUUGAAACCCUAAUUUUAGAGAGAGAAAGAGAUUGUUAGAGAGAGAGAGAGAGAGAGAGAGAGAGAGAGAGAGAAUGGAAGGGAAAUCGUACCAGAGGUUCCCGAAGGUGAAGAUCCGAGAAAUGAAGGACGAUUACUUGAAGUUCGAGCUGCGAGAGACCGACGCAAGCAUGGCCAACGCGCUUCGGCGCGUCAUGAUAGCCGAGGUUCCCACCAUCGCCAUCGACCUCGUCGAGAUUGAAGUCAACUCCUCCGUUCUCAACGACGAGUUCAUUGCCCACCGACUUGGUCUCGUCCCGCUCACCAGCGAACGCGCCAUGUCCAUGCGGUUCUCGCGCGACUGCGACGCCUGUGACGGCGAUGGCCAGUGUGAGUUCUGCUCCGUCGAGUUCCACCUCCGCGCCAAAUGCCAUUCCGACCAAACCCUAGACGUCACCAGCAAGGACCUCUACAGCUCCGAUCACACUGUCGUCCCCGUCGAUUUCUCCGAUUCCGCUGGCUACGACUCAUCCGAGAAUAGGGGGAUUAUCAUUGUGAAACUACGCCGCGGGCAGGAACUGAGGCUGAGGGCCAUAGCCAGAAAAGGGAUCGGCAAGGAUCAUGCCAAGUGGUCACCUGCAGCAACUGUCACCUUCAUGUAUGAACCAGAUAUUCGAAUCAAUGAAGAGCUGAUGGAUACUUUGACUUUUGAGGAGAAAAGAAAUUGGGUUGAUAGUAGUCCUACCAAAGUUUUUGACAUUGAUCCUAAUACCCAUCAGGUUGUGGUGGUUGAUCCUGAGGCAUACACAUACGAUGAGGAAGUGAUCAAGAAAGCAGACGCCAUGGGGAAGCAUGGGCUUGUUGAUAUUACUGCCAAGGAAGAUAGUUUUAUUUUCACUGUUGAGUCAACUGGUGCAAUCAAAGCUUCUCAAUUGCUGCUCAAUGCCAUAGAAGUUCUGAAACAAAAACUGGAUGCAGUGCGCCUCUCAGAUGAUACUGUAGAAGCUGAUGAUCAAUUUGGUGAAUUAGGUGCACAUAUGCGAGGUGGAUAAUUCUGGCCGUUUACUAGCUGAGCUCGUCUAAUGGAUCUUUUGUAGGUUUCUGGAAGAUCAACUGACUUGUUUGUGGGACUUGUUUAUAUGCCUUAUUAACUGCAAUACUUGUUUUGCUGGUACCGGAUGCUAAUCUUUCUUUGUAAAGCAUGCCUUUCCAUUUCUGUGAAACAUUUCAGUUCUAUUGAGGGGACUUGCCAUCUUACUCUUUGAGGUAGAAACAUACGAAACAAUGAUGUCAACAUUUCUUAUAGCUUGAAUUUUUCUACUCAACA
Molecule: messenger RNA, 1399 nt
Organism: Ziziphus jujuba (common jujube)
Lineage: Eukaryota; Viridiplantae; Streptophyta; Magnoliopsida; Rosales; Rhamnaceae
Product: DNA-directed RNA polymerases II, IV and V subunit 3
Exons: 3
Coding region: 168-1124 (318 amino acids)
Biological process (GO): DNA-templated transcription
Cellular component (GO): RNA polymerase II, core complex
Molecular function (GO): DNA binding; DNA-directed RNA polymerase activity; protein dimerization activity
Source: RefSeq, a predicted model, not a curated record